AACAAAGGUCUUGGAUUGUGUCCUAAGACUCCGUUGGAGAAAUCUUUCCUCAAGGCAUUUGGGUGAUACUAAACUGCAGUUUGAUACUGUUUAAAAUCACCCUAGAAGAACAUCUAACUGGGGGGAAAUGGCCAACUCCAGCGUGGACGUCGGGACGCGUGUGAUGAUCAGCAACCUAGCAGACGUCACUGUGAUUCUUGGCUACUUUGUAGUUGUCAUUGGAGUGGGAAUUUGGUCGAUGUUUAGGACUAAUCGUGGCACAGUGGGAGGAUACUUCCUCGCAGGACAGACCAUGUCCUGGUGGCCAGUGGGAGCCUCCCUGUUUGCAAGUAAUAUUGGCAGUGGCCAUUUUGUUGGCCUGGCAGGCACUGGGGCAGCCAGUGGGAUCGCUGUGGGAGGCUUUGAAUGGAACGCUUUAUUCGUUGUUCUGCUGUUGGGAUGGCUCUUUGUGCCUGUCUAUUUAACUGCUGGAGUGAUCACUAUGCCACAAUACCUGAAGAAAAGGUUUGGAGGGACCAGGAUCAGUCUGUACCUCUCUGUCAUCUCCCUAUUUCUCUACAUCUUCACCAAGAUCUCUGUGGACAUGUUCUCCGGAGCAGUGUUCAUACAGCAGGCGCUCGGAUGGAAUAUCUACAUCGCAGUGAUUGCACUUCUCUCCAUAACUGCACUCUACACUGUAACAGGUGGACUGGCUGCUCUGAUGUAUACGGACACAGUCCAGACCUUCGUCAUCAUCGCUGGAGCCUUCGUCCUUAUGGGCUUCUCCUUCUAUGAAGUUGGAGGUUACAGUGCCUUACUUGAGAAAUAUAGUUUGGCUUUACCAUCUCCACACAUGAGACUGUCCCCAGACCCCCAGCGCUUCAACAUCUCUCCAGUCUGUUAUACCCCACGCGAGGACGCGUUUCACCUGCUGAGAGACCCUGUGAGUGGUGACCUGCCUUGGCCUGGCGUCCUGUUUGGCAUUGCCGUCGUGGGUGGGUGGUACUGGUGCACUGACCAGGUGAUAGUACAGCGGUGUUUAGCCGCACGCAGUCUCACCCACGUGAAGGCUGGCUGCAUCCUGUGCGGGUACCUGAAGCUUCUCCCCAUGUUCCUCAUGGUGUUCCCUGGCAUGAUCAGCAGGGUCCUCUUCCCUGAUGAGGUGGGGUGUGUGGUUCCGGAGAGAUGUAAGGAGGUGUGUGGGGCAGAGGUUGGCUGCUCCAACAUCGCUUACCCCAAGCUGGUGGUCUCCGUCAUGCCCGAUGGUCUGAGGGGGUUGAUGUUAGCUGUCAUGUUAGCAGCCCUAAUGAGCUCUUUGGCCUCCAUCUUCAACAGCAGUAGCACCCUGUUCACCAUGGACAUCUGGACCCGCAUACGGCCCCAGGCCCGGGACAGAGAGCUUAUGAUCGUCGGCAGGGUGUGGGUGCUCUGCAUUGUUGCGAUCAGUAUUUGCUGGAUCCCUGUGGUACAGGUUGCCCAGAGUGGUCAGCUAUUCGAUUACAUCCAAUCAGUGACAAGUUACCUGGCUCCACCUAUAGCUGCAGUGUUCUUUCUGGCCAUUUUUGUAAAGAGAGUCAAUGAGCCGGGUGCCUUCUGGGGUCUAAUGGGAGGUCUGCUCAUGGGCCUGUGUCGCAUGGGCCCCGAGUUCUACUUUGGUUCAGACAGCUGCCUGUUUCCCUCCAAUUGCCCAGAACUGAUAUGCGGGGUUCACUACCUGUAUUUCGCAGUGCUGCUCUUCUUCUGUACGGGGGCACUAGUGCUCCUGGUGAGCUGCUGCACGCCACCCAUCGAUGACAAACAUCUUCACAGACUUGUGUUCAGCUUGCGCUACUCUAAGGAAGAGCGGGCUGAUCUGGACUGGGAAGAAGAUGAACGAGGAAGGAAAGCUCACAGAGAAAUGGAAGACAAACACAAGGACACUUGUGCUGAGAACAGAACUGGAAAUGGGACUAAAUCUGGACUUAUCCGUCUAAUUGACUGGUUUUGUGGCUUAAGUGGCUCACAGUCUUCUGAGUCCACUGAAGAAGUCGCAGAAAGACCUAAACAACUACCAGACAUAAGUGAAGACCUGGUGUGGAAGCACUUUGUCAAUGCUAAUGCCCUCAUAAUGAUGGCAGUGGCUGUCUAUUUUUGGGGAUUCUACGCUUGACGGGAACCUGCUUGGAAUUAGAUACCACCAUCAAAUACAUCAGUGUGAAACUUUUGGAAUAAAUACAAUCAACAGAACUAAUGACACACUCUAAUGGAUGAUACAAGGAGAUGCAUCUCUGUCCUUCAUAGAACCCCAUAUACGACAGUUUUAGGUUUGGGUAAGGUAGACCAAAGACAUCCUAAGAUUUUGAUGAUGUCAGUAUUAUAUAGUAUAUGUUAUAACAAGAUCUAGUAAAACAAACGUUACAUACUGUUUUCUUGUUGUUGCAAGGUAACCUAGUGUUAAAAAAACAAACAAAAAUAAAUUAAAUUUCACAGUGUGAAUAUGCUGAUAUUGAUUAUAGACUGAUUUGCAAAAAUUGAUUAUAUACUGAUUUGCUGAUAUUCAUUAUAUACUGAUUUCCCAGCUCUUCUACUUAUAAUUUUAUGUACAGUUGAGCAUAUGGUAUCAGUAUCCCCUGGCAUGUAUGAUUAAAAGGAAAUAAAAAUGCUAAAAUGGGCUUGUACACCUGUAG
Molecule: messenger RNA, 2645 nt
Organism: Electrophorus electricus (electric eel)
Lineage: Eukaryota; Metazoa; Chordata; Actinopteri; Gymnotiformes; Gymnotidae
Gene: slc5a2
Product: solute carrier family 5 member 2
Biological process (GO): sodium ion transport; transmembrane transport
Cellular component (GO): plasma membrane
Molecular function (GO): D-glucose:sodium symporter activity
Source: RefSeq, a predicted model, not a curated record